Magallana angulata is the source of this 2269-nucleotide messenger RNA. RefSeq names its product transmembrane protein 272-like. The record is from RefSeq and is a predicted model, not a curated record. Lineage: Eukaryota; Metazoa; Mollusca; Bivalvia; Ostreida; Ostreidae. The transcript is spliced from 6 exons. The coding region runs from base 94 to 792 and encodes 232 amino acids.
GGGGGAGGUGAAAAUCGUUUUGCAUCGGGUUCGUUGUUACAAACAGGAAAUUCAGAGUAAAUGUGACAUCCGACAUUACAAGAAACGUCAAAAAUGGCGUCUCUAGAUGCUCCUCCAUCCUAUGAAGAAGCCAGGCAGGAGGUCCAGGGAAUCAAAGGUCUGGAUGCACAGCCCCCUAUGUACUCUGACCCUGAGAGUCAAAGGGCCCCACCCAUUGAGCCUCCCCCCUCCUAUGAGUCCAUCUAUGGCCGAGUGAAAGCUGCUCAGCAGGAGGCAGAAUCCAAGCCUCAGUUCUUUAAAAAGUUACUGACCAUCAUCAUGGGAACUUUGGGAUGCACAAUUUGCUUGGGAAUAAUACUUGCUGUCCCAGUAUCCAUGAUUGUUAUGGGAAGCCUGUAUUUCAAUGACUGCCCAGCUGAGUGGCGAAUUCCUCUGUACCUAAUCGUGGGUGGUUCUGUUGGUAUUAUCAAAAACUUCUCCAGUCUGUGUCAGAAAGUGAAAAAUGACAAAGACAAUGCAGAAGAUGAGAAUGUGAAAACCACAAAGUUUGACUCCUUGUUGAAUUGUUUCCUGUUAUCUUGGUUUAUUUUUGGAAAUGUCAUUAUAUACAGAACGUAUGGCCACUUCUCGCCUGACAAGACUGUGAGCCCCUACAACUACUGUGAUCAGACCCUGUUUGACUACGCCUUCUGGCUGACUACCUCCUUCUACAUACUGCUUGGGACCUCCUGCUGCUGUAUCUGCUUCUGUGGCUGUCUGGCCAGCCUUUUAGGGGGAGAUAAAGCUACCUAGGGGGGGGGAUAAAUCUUCCUGAGCAGGGGAAAUAACUCGGGCUGAUUUGACUGUAUUAGACAAAUUUGUUGUACAAAUUUGUUGUUAUUUUAUACAUAAUGGUAUUUUGGUAAAAAUAGGUUUUGUCGAAUGUUGUUGAUGGUCUUUCUUUUCUUGCAUGUAUUCUUCUUUCUAUUGUUCACUUUUGUACCAGUGUUUAUAAUAAUAGAAUCAGUAACUUGUUGUGAUAAGUUUAAAUUAAACAGAAUAAGAUAUUACUAUUUCUGGAUGAUAUUUUUACACUUUUAUACUCUAUUGUAUGUAGAACUGUAUGUGAUUUUCAGCAAAUAGGAAAAUGUACAAUAUAUCAUUAGGCCAUUGUUUCCAUUUGUUAUUAAAGCUUUAGUUAGUAUACCUCCAAAGUUAGUGAAACAAGUACCUGUGCAGUGUCUAAUAGCUAGUUUAUGAAAAAAAUACCUUCAGCAACUUUUGUUAUGUUUGCAACAAAAUGAGGUAAAUUGAUAGAAAAGUUAUUAAAUCUUCUUAAAUUAUUGACCAAGAAUAAAAACUAAAAGGAAUAUUUUUAUCAUCCGUUAAGAGUGGUGAUUUUUUGUGUUAAUUUUGUUGUCUCUAGUUGUAUUAUGUUUUUUUGAUUCAGAGAAAUAUUCAAAUCUUGCCUUUUUUUGUUUGGUUUAUUCAAAAAUGUGUGAUAAAAAUUGUAACAUUUUAUGCUAUACGUUCUGUUUGAUUACAGUGGAAGUGAAAAUCAUUGUUGACAAAGACAGCAUGUAUCAAUCAUAAUAAUUUAGCAAUUUUAUAUGUACAGUACCUAAAUAGUAUGUCAUUUUGCCAUUUUUAAAAACAAAUUUGUCCUGUUUUACAUAACUGAUCUUGUUAAGUCAUUGUUCUCCAGCAUUUCAUUAUUUAGUGGCACAGAGCACUUUUAUCGCAUGUUCAGAUGCCAAUUUACUCCAUUGUAAAAGCAAGUGUAGAGGUAUUUAAAAAUGUUUGAAAUUUAAUUUUUAUUAAAUGUUCAUCAAUAUUUCACAAACAGCCCAUGCAGUUUCUCAAUGAUUAGUCUAGUGAAAUUGUUUUUAAUGAUAAGCAUAGAGCUUUACCAUAGUGCAGAGAAAUUUUAUUGUAAGUUAUAAAAGAUAUUUUUCUUUAGGAACAAACAAUGUUUACUGUGGUACACAGUAAAAAUGAUACUCAUGGAAACCCAGAAAGUGAUAAAGAUUGAUUUAUUUCUGAAUCUCAGUAAAUCUUUGAAUUGGAUACUAUGUACGUAUGGUUCAUGGAAACAAAUUUUAUAUAUUUUUUUUUAUAAUGGUACAUUGAUUGUAAUGCAUACACACAUUCCUGUUUUUGAAUCAAUUGCUUUUGAAAAAUAUGGCAGGAAUUAUUACUGAAUUGAAUGAUGAAAUUUUACAAAUGCAAAAUGCUUUUGUCUAUUCAUUGCUCAUCAUCAAAAAGUCAAUAAAUCAAAAAUAAAUCAUGA